Molecule: messenger RNA, 3895 nt
Organism: Porites evermanni
Lineage: Eukaryota; Metazoa; Cnidaria; Anthozoa; Scleractinia; Poritidae
Source: the annotation of a GenBank genome assembly
AUGCCUUGGUCAACAACUCAAAGACAAAGACUGGCAUUUGAGAAAUCGCUGCUAGAACAAUAUUUCCGCAACAGGGUAACAUGGAUUGAUCCGACAGGCGACACAAAGGUUGAGGUCCGAGUGACUUGCAGCAACGAUAGACAGCACACUUUACGAGUAUACCUGCCAUCAGACUAUCCAAACUCUGUUCCCGAUAUGAUUGUGAAAACCCCUGGAAUGACCACGGUGAAAAGUCGCAGCGGAGGUGAGAUGAGUGGAGGAAGUACUGACCACAUUAUUGGGACCCGUGAUGGCUGCACAAAGAUCUGUCAUUUCCAGCCGGCUUUGUGGAAGGAUGACAACACACUGUAUCAAGUUAUUAUGAAGGGUAUGAUAUGGCUGGAGGCAUACGAGGCCCAUUUACGAACGGGAAGAAAUCUAAAUGCUUAUCUGGCUGAGAUGUGACUGCGCAUCGUGACAGAUAAACGAACAAUUAAGGAUUAGGACAUUCACAUCAUAAGCCAUAAGAUUACAAUUUUCGCAGGAAUGAAAGGGCUAAAUGAAAUCAGUUUUUUUAUGUUUAAGAGAAAAUCAACCAAAUGUUUUAUCAACAAGGCGGCUGAAAACCUUUUGACGUGUAAAUUGAGUUAAAAUUGAUAUGUGUAUAGUGACGGGUGCUGCUUUUUUUUCCCCAAGAAAUGCUUAGUUUUAUCUAGUUAAAAUCAUAUCGCGCAUGAACGAAUUUCUUGGUAAAGGGUCGAUAAAGGUAAUAAUUAGAACUAAACGUUGUAUGCCACUGUAACUAAAAUUGUUUGUACCUCCGGUGUUACAAUCAUCAUCAUCGUCAUCAUCAUCAUCAUCAUCAUCAUCAUCAUCAUCAUUAUCAUCAUCUUCAUCGUCAUAAUAUCUAGUAUCUAGAAGGUCGUGGGCUCGAGUUCGAGCUCAGUGUUAGAUUUGGAGUUCUCUCUACUGAAGUUAUUGAAUUUUUUAUUGCCCAGAUAGUAUUAACGUGACUGCGUGAUGCCGUUAUUUCAUGAUGUGUUCAUUUGAUGAAAUUUAAUCGUGCAAUAGGGGCUUAUAUGUCAGCUAACAAAUGACCUGCUCAUCACUAGAGUUCUCAGUAGCUCAGUGAUUAGAGCAUCCGACUAGUGUCUGGAAGAUCGACGUCGUGGAUUCAAUUCCCAUCUUGAACUCAUAUAUUUGAGCUUUUUAAGAGAUUCCAAAAUGGUCGAAAACCAACUGUAUGAUUACAUGCUAUUCUAGCCAGCCUGUUUGGCUGGGGUUCCCGAUAUCGAGAUGACUUAAUGCUGGAAAAUAAAAGUCGGCUUGACGAAAUUGUCCAGCCUGGUAAGCUGGGUCGCUGCUCGGUUCAUAUAAUCAGCACCUCAGUGUUUGAUUUUGUGAUAAAACGUUUGAUAUAUUACUUCUAGUUUCUAAAUCGUUAUUAAGCCAUUUUGUUGUUAGAUAUUGUUGUUACAAUAAAAACAAACACACCAAAAAAGAAGGAAAAAAAAACACGAGAAUAUUAAUCGCACUUCCAAGCAAAGAUGGUUACACGCAAAUCUGCCACUUCCUUCCUUGCUCGUGGAAAGGUGAUAAAACGUUAUUUGACAUAAUUAUGAAAGGAAGGACUUGACUGGAGGCUUAUGAGAUUCAUCUUCAGACUGGAGAUUCUGUUGAUCGCUACAUGUAUUUACAAGCCAAUGGUAGCAUACUUUAAGAUGGAGUAAUCAACCGACUAUAAAGACCUAAGGAAACGAUUGUACACCUUGCUGGGGAUACAACUAUACUUCAGAUCACUGUCAUGUUAGAGCUACCUGUCCGAGUAUUAUUUUGUUAAUACACACGAGAUGAAAGAGAUAAUUUUAAGGUGUGGUUAGGGGGGAACACGCAAGGAGCAGUCUUAAAGAUGACAUUAUAAGUUAUAGUGCCAAGGCGCCCCGGGAGGACUCAGUUGAAAAUAGCUACCGUAAAAUUCCGAAAAUAAGUCCCUCCAUGUAUAGGACCCUCCAAAUAUAAGCCCCACAAGCUUGUAACACAAAAAACCCUCCGUUAAAUCGGCCCUCCAAAUGUAAGCCCCCCGGGGCUUGUACUUGGAAAUUGUCCUCAAAUACAAAGUAAAGCAAAGCAAAAACGGUAAAUUUCCUUCCAGCUGUACUGCUAGCCCAAUGGAUUUUGAAACGCUAAUUUCCCUCCAUAGAUAAGCCCCUCCGAAUAUAAGCCCCUCCAAAAAUAAGCCCCUCAAAAAGGGCCGUUGAAAAAUACAAGCCCCGGGGCUUAUUUUCGGAAUUUUACGGUAUUUCUUGGAAUUCAGGAAGCAGAAAAUUGAGACAAAUUUAUGCUAAAAUAUCCCCAACCGUUAAAAAAAUUGUAACAGAAUACGGGAGCAAUGGCAAAAAUAGCCUUCAGACUAUCCUUAACUACUUUUGUGGGUUCAAUCAAUUGUUGUACAAACUUCAAUUCAAUCUGCGUUUUUUACAGAAGUUGCACCAUGAACUUCCACCUCCUAUAUAACCGUCUGCAUUGAGUCGUUAGGUAAAGGCACUUGAUUUAUGACAUACUGACAAAUACAAUAAGAAUGAAGGAACAGGCUUUUAAAAAGAAAACAGUGGAAAGUGGCCUUUUGAGGAUCUAACGGCCCAUCAAAGCUAGCCUUUUGAGCGAAUUUGAAAUCGAAAAUUAUGUACCUCUUAACUCUAAAAAUACCGCUAGAAUAACUCAUAAGAAAGACGAGAACACUUUGAAACGAAAGCGAUUUACAUCAAACUGACAUGAUAUGUCUAGCUAGAUUUUACGUAAGGCAGAUAAAAUAUGCCUUGUAAAAUAAUUAUAAACUUUGACAUAAAUAGCACAAAGAGAAAGUCGCUUCGUAUGAAAUCGAUGUAUUAAAACCACCAUGAAUGUCAAAAUGUUACCUUUCAGAAUGCAACAGGAACAAUAUAAUAUCCUAUGAGCUAUUCCGUUUAUAAGAAAAUACACAAAAAGCCAAAAGACUUACCUUUCAAGUACUAUUAUUCUCAAACUGAAUAAACAGUUCCACGAGAUCAACCUGCAUGAAUAAAGUGCCUGAAUAAAGGUCAGUAGACUACCGGCCUUUCCAAGAAAACCCCGUUCACGAUAUUCUUUUUUUAUCCGAAUAAAGGCUCGGAAAGGAAACAAAAUAUAUGCCAAAUCAAGAGAAAUCGUUUCAUUAUGCAAAGCAAAGCACCCCUAAGAAUUUCAGAUAUAAGAAAAGGUUUAAAAUUCAGAGGCAAGAAUGUUUAAACUUCUACGCAUGAGCGCGGCUAAAUAUUCCAAGAAAGCAAAUUUUGAAAUGCAAAUGCAUCGGUAUUGUUUGAGAAAAGUAGUGCUUUGCUCAUUUAUCGUGCAGACCAGUGAUCAUGUCAGGUGUUGCCUAUUCGGUGUGAAUAGGGAAAUACACACUAUCGGAUAAAACUAUAACGUCUUUUAUCAAUCACAGAGUUUCGAAAUCAUGCCUUGGUCAACAACUCAACGACAAAGACUGGCAUUUGAAAAAUCGCUGCUAGAACAAUAUUUCCGCAACAGGGUAACAUGGAUUGAUCCGACAGGCGACACAAAGGUGGAGGUCCAAGUGACUUGCAGCAACGAUAGACAGCACACUUUACGAGUGUACCUGCCAUCAGACUAUCCAAACUCCGUUCCCGAUAUGAUUGUGAAAACCCCUGGAAUGACCACGGUGAAAAGUCGCAGCGGAGGUGAGAUGAGUGGAGGAAGUACUGACCACAUUAUUGGGACCCGUGACGGCUGCACAAAGAUCUGUCAUUUCCAGCCGGCUUUGUGGAAGGAUGACAACACACUGUAUCAAGUUAUUAUGAAGGGUAUGAUAUGGCUGGAGGCAUACGAGGCCCAUUUACGAACGGGAAGAAAUCUAAAUGCUUAUCUGGCUGAGAUGUGA